Molecule: messenger RNA, 1176 nt
Organism: Argentina anserina (silverweed cinquefoil)
Lineage: Eukaryota; Viridiplantae; Streptophyta; Magnoliopsida; Rosales; Rosaceae
Exons: 5
Coding region: 138-755 (205 amino acids)
Molecular function (GO): serine-type endopeptidase activity
Source: RefSeq, a predicted model, not a curated record
UCGCGAUAUGAGAAAGCCCACGAGUGCAAAAUAACAAGACAGAAACUUUCGAGGGGUUUAAGGCGAAUGCCCAAACUGAACCUCUUCAACUCAUAAGCCAACAUCAACAGGCAGUCAAUCUCUCUCUGUGUUUUGUGAUGGUUUCUCUAGGUACCUGGUUCCGAUACCUUGCCCACAAGCUCGAAUACUCUGCCACUAUCAGCUGGAAGAACUAUAAAGGAGGUCGAAUCACAGACAGAGAGCUUGGUGAUGCUGUUUGGAAAAAUUUGUUCCAGGGAAAGUUGACAUACAUGCAUUGGAACAAAGGAGCAGAGAUGGGCCCAAGUAUAGGGGAUCAAGGGGGAACUCUCCUUGUUAGGAAAUUACCAGCUGCAGACCCCAGGCGUGUUUUUGUUGGGGAUGUAGUGGUCUUGAAGGACCCUGAUAACGCAGAUAACUUUUUGGUGAGAAGAUUGGCUGCUGUAGAAGGGUAUGAAAUGUUGUCCACGGAUGAGAAAGAUGAUCCUUUUAUCCUUGAAAAAGAUGAAUGCUGGGUUUUGGCAGAUAAUGAAACUUUGAAACCCAAGGAAGCCAAUGAUAGUCGAAAGUUUGGUCCGGUUUCCAUGACAGACAUAGUUGGUAGAGUCAUAUAUUGUCUACGAACUGCUGUUGAUCAUGGCCCCGUACAGAAUAGUCAUGUAAGCAUGACAAAGGAUUCACCCGUGCUGGAAGUUGAGUUGGAUGUCGAUGAGAUGGCAAAAAACCAUAAAGCCUAAAAUGUGUCAUAAACCACUGACUCAUUUGGUUUGUACCUAUUUCGCCCCAAUUUCCUAUUGAAUUAUUUUUCUUCUUUCUUUUCUUCCCCUGUUUCAAGCACGGGAAAAAAAAUAAAGAUGGAAUUUGAAGCUGUUCUUCAGUCAUGGGAUGGUUCAUGGUUGUAAGUUUGUGAGUUUAUGGGUUGUUCAGGUGCUCAUAGUUUCGGUCUUGUUGAAGAAUAUGACGCAGCCUGUACGGGAUUUUGAGUUUAGAAAUGACAAUUUCAUUCUCUUGCAGCAUUGUAAUCUAAUAACUACUGAAGAAAAGAAGGAUAAAUCCACAUGUUGUCAGAAAGAAGUGGGAUCUAUUGUUGGGGGUGUUCUUAGAAAUGCUAUCAAUUAUCCACCAUAAUAAACAUGCAGCAAACCCAGGUUAUUGUUU